AUGGAUGAGCUAAGCGUGGUAACUCACAGCCUGCUUAAUGACAGUCUGAUUCGGCCUGAGCUCCAGGCGUCUGUCUCGAAUCAGGCCUUGGAUUCUUCGGGUGGCUUAAUUAAUAAGGCUGCUGCCGGCCCGGUCUGUGCCGUCAAUUAUGAAGGCAGCAAAGGCAGAAACACUUUCCAUUCGGGCUUGAGGCAGUUGGGAUUGCAGCAAUCUAAGCAGCCGCAUCCUCAGUCUGCGCAACCACUGAGGCUUAUUCCGUUGUAUGGCCGGGUUGCCCAGCCGCAGGCCUCGAGUCACUUCAAUCAGCAAGGCAGCCAUCACAAUCAUCCUCAUCUUCCGCUUCGCCAGCAACAGAUGAAUACACUUAUCUCCUCUUGCUCCUCACCCCCGCCCGGCCUGGCCACUUGCCCUGUCGAUCUAGGCCCUGAUCACGGCAGACUCUUCCCGUCGCCCGGCCUACUGGCCACCAUCACGACCGCCGACUAUGCCAGAAUGGGAAGUAGUGCCCACACUCCCGGCAUCACCUCGACUCCCGCCGGGCCUGCUGGACUCCUGCUACCGGCAACGCCGGGCCUGUCGUACGGCCUGACGACUGCCGUUGCAGCCGGGACGACGACGACGACGAGUGCCGCGGCGGCGGCGGCGAUCGCGGCAGCAGCAGCGGCAGCAGCCGCCCAGCAGCAGCAACAGCAGCAGCAGCAGCAACAACAACAACAGCAACAACAACAACAACACUUGCUUUCUCUCUACGCGGCAAGUCUCGGCAGACAACUUGUCCAGACGCCACCCAAUUUCAGCCUGCCGACCAGCGCAGCGACCGCUACUGGCACUUGCUCCUCCUCCUCCUCCUCAUCCUCAAUUGUACCCAGCCUCCUCUCGCAAGGAAGCUGUGGAGAAGGAGGCGGGGGUCUAGGCAGCAACCCGUCAGGACUGGGUUCGUCUGCAUUGGCCGCUAAGGGACUGGCCGCUGUUGGCGUAACAAACGAAGCUGCUGGGCUAGCAGCCUGCCUGCAAGCCGAGAUGACUGGACCCUUCUUCAAUCAGUUCGCAUCAAAUCACCAAAAUCUUGCUGGCCUGGGCAAUCUAACUUCGCUUCAGUAUCCCACAGCAACACCCCAUCCCAGUGUUGCGGCAGCAAACUUUUCCCCCACUGAGGCCUAUUCUCGUCUUCUGAGUGCGGUCUGCUCGGCGUCAGGUGACCAGCUCAGGAACUCGCUUGGUCAAAGCGACCUCCUGACUACUACUGCGGGUAUCGCGGCCACGCCACUGGGCCAAAUGGAUCAGAGGCACCAACAACAGCACCAAAUCAGGAAAUACGCCGUGCCUUCAGGGCAACAGCAUUCGGCAGGUCUCACUGCAGUAAUGGCAGCUGGGUCUCUAGGGAAAAAUGGAUGCAACACUGAUGCAAUUACCAAGACUAGCAAGGCU
This is a messenger RNA of Protopolystoma xenopodis, 1428 nucleotides long. The record is from the annotation of a GenBank genome assembly. Lineage: Eukaryota; Metazoa; Platyhelminthes; Monogenea; Polystomatidea; Polystomatidae.